AUGUGUCAUUCCAUCGUCUGGUACUAUGCCCUAUGCCAGCACCAAGACCCGGCAGCAACUCGCCUGAUCAUGUGCCGCAGAGCCUUCAUAGUAGGCUACGAGUGUGCCGAAGCGCAAAACACAUUCUUUUUCUCGAUUAUAGGGAAUUGUGCACAAUGCAGGCUUAACCAGCUGCUGCUACGCCACUCUGUCUUUCGCGACUGGCGGAGAGAAGAUGUUCUGUCUGCGCUCAACGGUGCAUUCCAAUACAGCGACGAAGACGGCUGGAAUAUCGAUGACAGCGAUGCCGACGAAUUAGAUAUGGAAACUUGGAUUCCCCAGUCUCCCAGCUUGACUACUAGGACUUUCGCUGAGCGAGCUGAGAACCGGGAGACCAACGUAUCAUUCCACGAGGGUCCCGUACGCACGCCGACCAUAGUGUACCAGUCCUCGCCUCACUUGUCUUGUGUCGCUUUGGUUGAAUAUGCUGAUGACUACGCAGAUGAUGAAGAUGUUGAAGAUGAGCCUUUGCAGGAGCCUCAGCCCCAGACGAGCCGGCGCUGGCGCUCUUUGAUUCCUCGUCCUACUAGGUUGGUGCGCAACGAGCAGAAUGUUACAUAUAUGGCGUUCAGCACUGAUGACGAUAUGUUGGACACAGAGCCUUUCCUCGGCACUCCUAAACCGAAGAAGUAUCAUCGGACUUGGCGUUCCUGGAUUCCCCUUCCUGUUAAGAAGUUGUCGGAGCAAUAG
This is a messenger RNA of Penicillium roqueforti, 729 nucleotides long. RefSeq lists its product as uncharacterized. The record is from RefSeq and is a predicted model, not a curated record. The transcript has a single exon. Bases 1 to 729 code for a protein of 242 amino acids. Lineage: Eukaryota; Fungi; Ascomycota; Eurotiomycetes; Eurotiales; Aspergillaceae.